UAUGUCAAAAAAAUUCAUCGUCGUUUACCGACAAUACCAUGUGCAUACAAUUGUUUUUGAAAUUCAAUUGGAAUUGUUCUUUUUGGAAAUUGUAUAAAAUUUCAUAUUUUCGGGUGUCUAAUCAUGGAUCUUGACCUGCAUGUACCCUCUCUGAAAAGUUAUUGAACACUUUCGAGAGACCAAAUACUAGCAGAGUCUGGAAGAAGAAUAACCAUAAAAUUAGUCAUAGUUUCGGUGUCACUUAUAUAGAUGAAUGAGAGCAAAACAAAAGGGUAGAUAAAAGCAGAGUGAUUAAAUCUUAUUAAUAUCUUAAACGGUAAGGUCUUAGAUUAUCUUAUCAAAAUCUUAAAGGAUAAGAUUUUAGAAGUGUCUAAGAUUUUUACUAGGAAUUAGGUGCAUAGUACUAAAAUCAAUGUGAUUUCACGCUAAUACUAGUGUAUUGUACCUAACUUUUGCAUUUGACAUAUCUUAAUCAUAUUAACUAAUCACUUUUGUGAAAGAUGUUCGAAUAAGAAGGAAGUGAUGAUCUACGUGUUAGCGUUGGAUGAUUAUAACGGUCGUUUUUUCUUUAUUUCAUUAUUUCGUAUUUAAUAUACACCCACUACUAUAUAGUGAUAUCUGACUCUUUCGAUACACAUUCUAGUUUUAAGAUUAUCAUGAGAAGAAGAUGAGAAAAUUUUUCUAUCAUAAAGAUUUUUAAACAAAAAAAUAGAAUAAACAGACAAUGACUUAAAGAAGUUCAUGUAUCUUACUUUUUAGUCCGUUCCUUUUUCAAUUCAUUAAUACUUAUAUAACAUUAUUCUUAAAAAGAAAUAGAAAAUGAAGUAUGAUUAAACUACCAUCCACCUACUCACAUUUGUAAGUGAAAUUGUAUGCCAGUAUUAAUAUAUAUAUAUAUAACUACAGCUUAUGUAUAGUGCGAUCAUGUUCACCAUCGAAGAUAAUAUAUUUACUAACUACAAAUGUAUAUUUUUUCAGAAGAAUAAUUUUCUAUCCAUCAUUUCAAACGUAUCCAACAACAUCACACAUAUAAUAGACAAAUUCAAGUAGGUACCACAUUCACUUUUAUACAUAUCAUACACAAAGUGAAUAAACUUUCUCAUCAAUCAGCAUUUAUUUAAGAAUAAGUAUUUUCAUUGAAUAUUGAUUGAAUCACGACUUAAUUCAUAUAAAAGAAAAGAUAGAAAUUACUUUUUGAGUCAAAGAUACAUAUAUUUUUCUACUUUUCACUCAUUUAUUAUUAGAUUUAAAAUAAUGAAAUUUAUUUUUCUAUGUUUUUUUAGUUAUUAUGGCAUUAACAUUUAAUAAUAUUUCAUUUUUCAUGGUAUUAGCAAUUUUUCUAAUAUUGCGUUGUCAAGCAAGAAGUAUUCAUUCUCUAAGUGAAUCUGCAGAACAUACACCAUCCGCCGCAUCAUUAGCUGAUUCAAAUAAUUUGAUUUAUCCAUCAAGUGAUUCAUCUUAUUUACAAGAUUUAUAUGAAAAUCGUCAACAUUAUUUACUUGAUAAUAAUGUCGAUAUGGUUCCAAUUAUGAUUAAUCCAAAUCUUUUAGCAUACAUGGCACAUUCAGACAGUAUUAAUAAUGAUUUAAUUUUACAAAAAUAUUGGGGAAAAUUGUAUCAUGAUUAUACUACAAAAUUCAAUCAACAACAACGACCAAUAACAAAAUUUAUACAAUUUCCAAAAAGAACAAUUCCAAUUGAAUUUCAAAAACAAUUGUAUGCACAUGGUAUUGUCGGUAAACGACGAUGA
This is a messenger RNA of Didymodactylos carnosus, 1750 nucleotides long. The record is from the annotation of a GenBank genome assembly. Lineage: Eukaryota; Metazoa; Rotifera; Eurotatoria; Philodinida; Philodinidae.